GGCACUCACUUCCAUAGGAAGUUCACUUUAUCUUCCUUCCUGCCAUUCUCCCCAUCUUUUCUACCCCGGUAAAUGCGUUAGCUGAGACUGAGGCUGAGAGAGCUUCUCCACCUGAAGGUCUAACCUCCUCUGAGCCACCAUUGAUGGGUUCUCUUGAGAGCUCUGGAACUGAAGUGGCCACCGUUGAUGUUCUUGCUGCCAAGGAUUUGGUUGACUCUGGCUACUUCUACCUCGAUGUUAGGACUGAAGAGGAGUUCAAGAACGGUUACCCAGAUGCAGGGAAGGUCCUGAACAUUCCUUACUUGUUCAUCACUCCUCAAGGCAGGGUUAAGAAUCUGCAGUUCUUGGAGCAAGCCUUAUGUGCUUAUGGCAUCAAAGAUAAAAUAGUAGUGGGAUGCCGGAGUGGUGUCAGAUCCUUGGAUGCAGGCAUCGAUCUUGUCAAAGCUGGUUACAAGCAAGUCAUUAACAUGGGAGGAGGUUACCUUUCCUGGGUGGAGCACGGUUUGCCCGUAAAGAAGCCUGUCGUAGUCAAAGAAGAGGGACAAGCUAAGGAGGUUGUUUCUGUACAGAAGCCUUCUGAAGCCGGUAAGGAGCAGAAGAAGAAUGAGUUGCCAGUGGAGAAGCCCGCAAAUGAGGUAGAAGAACAGGUUUUUUGAACAAGACCACAUCCGUGUAUCCAUCAAAUAAGAAAACAAUGGAGAGGGAAAAAAUCAAAGAUUGUGCCAUAUGGAAGUUGCAUUUCGGCGGAAUCUGUGCUGUAUAUAUAUCAUCUUAUUGUAAAUCGAUUGUCAAGUCCUGCUUUGAAGUUUCCAAGUCCUGGUAUACUGAACUAGUAAUUCCAUGAGUUCAAGGACCGGAGAAAAUGCAUGACAUAUGAUUCGAGGCAAGGAUCUUUUGGGAUGUCGAUCUUCUCCUUUA
Messenger RNA from Punica granatum (pomegranate), 918 nucleotides. The record is from RefSeq and is a predicted model, not a curated record. NCBI's taxonomy places the organism in Eukaryota, Viridiplantae, Streptophyta, Magnoliopsida, Myrtales, Lythraceae.